AUGUGCGUCAUCCUGUCAGCUCGUAAAAACACUGUGUUGACAUGUUGCCCCAGGCGACGCGCCUUGCUCACUCGCCACUCCUUGCGGCUCCGGCUCCGGCUGCGGCUCCGAGCGCGCGGGGGCUUGGUCACCAUGAGCCGCAGCGGCAGCAGCUCCUCGGGCUCCAGGCUGCUCGACGACGCGACCAGCGACGCUGCCCUCGGAGCCUCGCCGGCGCUCCAGGAAACUUACGAUCAUCAUUUGGAGGUCCCAGCCACUUGGGAGCAACUAAACCACUAUCGGAAUGUGGCCGAAAAUGCUCAGAGCGAACUGGCAGCGACUUCGGUCAAGUUCGAAUGUGCUCAGACGGAGCUCCGAGGCCUCCGGUCCAAGAUGCUCUCAAAAGAAGCUUCCUGUCAGGAGUUGAAAGUUGAAAUGGAGAGCUAUAAAGAAGACAAUGCUCGGAAAUCAUCUCUCCUCUCGUCUCUGAGAGACAGGGUGCGGGAAGUAGAAGAAGAAUUGGCAGCGCUUUCUUCAUCUAAAAUUAGAACCGACAUCGCAGCUCACGCGGCCAUCAGGGAGAGCCAGGGGCUAAAGAAGAAAGUUAUAGCAUUGGAAGAAAACUUACAAAAGAGCUGGAGGGAAACCGAGGCGGAGAAGAAUGAAGGCCAGAGGAACCGCAGGCAGCAGCAGGAGUUUCUCGCUCAGCUUCGUGACUGCUUGGAUCCGGAGAAGAAGAGCGAGGAAGCGUCAGAGGAAGAGUUGAUGUUAAAGCUUCGGGAACUGUGCAAGGAAAAUGCAUAUGCAAAGGGGCAGAUUGCUACCCUUGAAGAGGCCAUAAGCACCCAUGAGACGGAAGCAAAGGCUAGCCGGGAGACGAUCAUGAGGCUGGCCGAGGAAGUCAACAGGCUGCAGGGGAAAGCCGCCUCCUGUCUGGAGGCAAAAGACAAACAGAGCCAGGACUUGCUCAGGGCGGUCGAGGCAAAAGAAGCUCUCGAAAAGGAAGUCAAGGUCUUCCAAGAAAGGCUGCGCGCUGGCCAGCGGGUCUGGGAUGCCUUGAAGCAGGAGCUGAGCCACCUGAAGAAAACGUCUUCUGAGCUGGAGAAGAGUUUGAAGGCCAGUCUGGACCAGGCUGCGGCCUCCCAGAGCCGGCACGCCUCGUUCCGGGAGAAGAUCGCAGCCCUCCUGAAGGGCGGCUGGGGCACCUCGGGGCCCACGGAGGACGCCGUUCUGGAGAGGAUUCGUGAAAUGAGCAGCCAGAAAGAGAGCAGGAAAAGGAUUGUUUCCCAGCUUGAAGCCCAAAUAUCCAAGCUUGUUGAACAGUUGGGGAACGAGACGGGGCUGCACCAGAAAGCUCUGCAGAGGGCCCAGAAAGCAGAGAACCAGUUGGAGGAUCUCCAGGAUCAACUGACACACCUGGAGGAGGAGCUGGUUUCUGGAGAUUUUUUGCGAGACAACUUGCAUUUUGAGAAACAAAAAUAUCUUAAAUUUCUGGAUCAGCUUUCCGAGAAGAUGAAGUUGGACCAGAUGGCUGCUGAACUUGGCUUCGACAUGCGUCUGGACGUAGUUUUAGCUCGUGCAGAGCAGCUGGUCCGCCUCGAGAGCCACGCCGUCGUUCAAAACAAGACGAUUGCCCACAAUUUGCAGAGAAAGCUAAAGACUCAGAGAGAACGGCUGGAGAGCAAAGAGCUGCAUAUGAACCUGCUCCGGCAGAAGAUUGCCCAGUUGCAGGAGGAGAAGCAGGCGCGCACGGCCCUGGCUGUGGAGAGGGACGAGGCCACGCUCACCAUCAGGAAGCUGGAGAAGAGGGUGGACAGGCUGCAGAAGGAGCUGAGUGCGUGCCGAGAAUCGAACAUUGCGCUCAAAGCCAAACUUGCUGACACCAAUGAGCUGAAGAUUAAAACCUUGGAACAAACCAAAGCCAUCGAAGACCUAAGUGAAUCCAGAGACAAACUGGAGAAGAUGAAGGAGAACGCUGAGAGGAAGCUCCUGUCCCUUAAGGCAGAACUUGACACCACAGAGCAGGAGGCCAAGGAGCGCCAAGAGAGGACCCAGAGCAUGAUGGGAGUGGUGACCAGUGAGAUGAAGACCCUAAAGAAAUCGCUGGAGGAGGCAGAAAAGAGGGAAAAGCAGCUGAUGGACUUCAGAGAAGUGAUUUCCCAGAUGUUGGGCCUGAGGGUGACCAGUCUCGCCCUUCCUGACUAUGAAAUCAUCAAGUGUCUUGAAGGAUUGAUCCACUCCCACCAGCACCAUUUUGCCACCCGUGCCUGCCUCAGUGAUGUGCUCACCGGACAAGACAGGCAUCUGACAGACCUCUUAAAGCCGCUUCCUUAAGCACCCGUGUCUCUGGGAAGAGGUGGAGCGAAGAGAUGGGACACAGCUCCCAAGUUCACAUGCCUCUGA
Molecule: messenger RNA, 2382 nt
Organism: Echinops telfairi (small Madagascar hedgehog)
Lineage: Eukaryota; Metazoa; Chordata; Mammalia; Afrosoricida; Tenrecidae
Gene: CCDC170
Product: coiled-coil domain containing 170
Exons: 12
Coding region: 1-2313 (770 amino acids)
Biological process (GO): microtubule cytoskeleton organization
Cellular component (GO): Golgi apparatus
Molecular function (GO): microtubule binding
Source: RefSeq, a predicted model, not a curated record